Bicyclus anynana (squinting bush brown) is the source of this 5990-nucleotide messenger RNA. RefSeq names its product putative phosphatidate phosphatase. The coding region runs from base 151 to 1071 and encodes 306 amino acids. The transcript is spliced from 6 exons. Lineage: Eukaryota; Metazoa; Arthropoda; Insecta; Lepidoptera; Nymphalidae. Gene Ontology annotation, biological process: signal transduction; phospholipid metabolic process; phospholipid dephosphorylation. Gene Ontology annotation, molecular function: phosphatidate phosphatase activity. The record is from RefSeq and is a predicted model, not a curated record.
UUCGUGCCGCAGUCGACGCGCGCAUGCGUUAUGCGUUUGACGUGUGUUGUGUGACAGUUCGCGAUCAGUCGCCCGCUUGACGUUUCGUAACAUUUGUGUAACAGAUUUUCAGUGAAUUUCUCCAUUAUUUUGAACUGAAACAACACAAAAAUGGAGAGGAACGAGCGGAAAUCAACCGUGCGUGGUCAUACAAUAACUUUUGAUCGCGAUUCGAAAAUUAUUUUGCGAAAAGUGCUGAUGGAUUUCGCGAUCCUUUUCAUAGUUGGCUUCUUAAUCCUAGCGUACUUCCUAUGGGGCACGCCAUACAAGCGCGGGUUCUUCUGCGACGACGAGUCACUCAAGCAUCCCUACAAGGACUCCACUGUGACCAAUUUGAUGCUGUACAUCAUUGGUAUCGGUCUGCCUGUGUUUACAAUGUGCCUCACGGAGUGGAUCAGACUGCGCGACUACAAGGGCGGGCGGUCAAGAGGGAUCCUCGGGUACGAGGUACCCGCGUGGGUGUGGGAGGUGUACCGCGUGGUGGGAGUGUUUCUCUUCGGCUGCGCGUGCCAGCAGUUGACCACCGACGUCGCCAAGUACACCAUAGGGAGGCUGAGACCGCAUUUCUUCGAUGUAUGUAAGCCAGAUAUAGACUGCACACUGGCGGACAACAAAUGGCGAUACAUCGAACAUUUCAAAUGCCUCGGCACUGAGAGCAAGCUGAUGAAGGAGAUGCGACUCUCCUUCCCAAGUGGACACUCCUCCUUCUCCGCUUACACCAUGUUUUAUUUUGCGUUCUAUCUACAGAAACGGUUCACGUGGCGCGGCUCGAAGCUAUUGCGUCACGGUAUCCAGUUCCUGCUGAUCAUGAUGGCCUGGUACACGGUGAUGACUCGGGUGUCCGAUUAUAAGCAUCAUUGGAGCGACGUGAUGGCUGGGUUCAGUAUUGGGCUGCUUUAUGCUAUUAUCAUUUUCACAUUCGUGUCCGGACUCCGCAAAACACCACGACGGCAGUCUGCCAACCACCACGACAGCGAGUUGACCACCAACGGCAACACCCGGUCGGCCAACCCUGCCGCUUGGCCUGUCUGACACUCUCCCGACUCGCACAGCUCUCUGAGCGAGGAGGAGCCAUGACCCCCGAACGUGUCAUGGAUCUCCCAUGAGUAUAUGGACUUGUGAAUGCGCACGCAGUUUACAGUUUAUGUGUAAGAGAAGCUGUGCGUUUGGUGGAUCUCUUAUGACUCGGACUUGAUAAGUAAGCAGUUUUCAGUUUAUUUAUAAGGGCCCCCUAACGUAUCGUGGUUCUACCAAGAGUAUAUGGACUUGUGAAUGUAUAAACAGUUUCCUCUUUAUAUUUAAAGAUAUGAUAACAGAACUGUACCUUGUUUUUGUAUGGUAUCGAACCGACUUCUCGUAAAACCACUUCAGACGACGGUAUAAAAAUUAAAUAAGUACAUUGCGAUAUUAUCAAUGUUUUAUUAUUUCAUGUAUAUCAGGUUCCGCAAAGUACUCCCUGCUACAAGAUCCUGGUAGUUAGAGAACUUGGUUGAUGAUACCAUGAAGAAAAAGUGGUAAAAGUUAUUGUGCAACUUUAAGUAAGCCUAAGUUAGGCUUAUCCUAACUAUGAAAUAAUUACCUUGGAAAUUCAAACUCAUAAGCAUACAGGAGUAUAUAUACAGGGUGUCCAGUUAUUACGGGACAUCCUCUUUAUAGGAAAAUUUUUCUCGAGAACUAUGGAAUAAAAAGGUUGUCUAUGAUACCCUAGAAUAAAAAUCUGUAUUUAUAUGAUAUUGGGGCUGGUGCAUUUUCAAUUAGGUAUUAGGUAUAUUAAACAAUAACAAUAUAUGUUUUUAAUUAAAGUUAAUAAAUGAAAUAGAAUAUAGAUGAUUUCAUUUAUCAAUUUUAAUUGAAAACACAAUUUAUAAAUAGAUAUUUAAUAAAUAAGUAAGUUGUUUCUGCUAGAACAUAACUUAUUCAAUGUCAAUUAAUUAAGAUAUUUGUAAUUAGUAAUUUGCUUGAAACAUAGAGCAAUAAAAGAUCAUGGAUAUGGUGUAAAUUGAAAGUAUUUACUGUAGUCAAUUGUUGUAUAUAUCAGAAUGUAAAUUAAAAAAAAAUUAAAUUAUACUAAAAAAUUACAUCUAAAAGAUAUAUUAUAAAUUAAUUAAAAUAUAUGAAAUAUGAACACAUUGGUGCAAAAUAAUAAAUGUAGAAAUCUCCCAUAAUCAUUGCAUAUAUCAGCAUCGUUUUGUAUCUUAUAAUAUGCGUAGGUACGCAAAUAGUGUACAUGAAUGAAUUAGUUUUCCGUUUUAGGCAAAAUACGAAACUAUGCAGAUAUAUGUGAUUCAAGUUUAAUAUUUGACUGUAUGUACAUAAUAAAACUGUUACCGCAGAAUUAUAAAUAUUUAAGUAAAAAUUAGGAGGCUAGAACUAAAUUUUAGUCUGUAUGUGUGUUACAAAGCUAUUUAAAUGACACACAAAUUAUUUAUCUCUAAUUUUUUCUCUAUAUUUCUACCCACGUUUUGAAUAUUUUUUUACAUAAACUUUUGCAGAGAGCAAAAUAAUAAUGUAAAAAGCCCUUUACACUCUCCAACUUUCUUUCUAAUAGUCGUUCAAUCGAUCUGCGUGGCCGACAACGCAAUUCCACAGAUUAUCGUUCAAAAAGUCUCUGCAAAAGUUUAUGAAAAAUAAUAGUGUAAAAAGCCCUUUACACUGUCCAACUUUCUUUCUAAUAGUUGUUCAAUCGAUCUGCGUGGCUGAUAACGCGUUUCCAUAAAUUAUAGUUCAAGAAGUCUCUGCAAAAGUUAAAAAAUAAUAGUGUAAAAAGCCCUUUACACUGUCCGACUUUCUUUCUAAUAGUUGUUCAAUCGCUCUGCGUGGCCGAUAACGCGUUUCCAAAGAUUAUUGUUCAAGAAGUCUCUGCAAAAGUUAAAAAAAUAAUAGUGUAAAAAGCCCUUUACAUUCUCCAACUUUCUUUCUAAUAGUUGUUGAAUUGAUCUGCGUGGCUGAUAACGCGUUUCCACAGAUUAUUGUUCCAGAAGUCUCUACAAAGUGUAAAAAGCCCUUUACACUGUCCAACUUUCUUUCUAAUAGUUGUUUAGUCGAUCUGCGUGGCCGAUAACGCGUUUCCACAGAUUAUUGUUCGAACACGAGUCUUCCAUGCUGAUGCACUUUUCAUAUUAAGUCAAUUUGUCGGCUUGUCACGUCUAAAUUGCUUGUAUGACAACUUUAUGAGGCACCCUUAGUACGUAUUUGAGAAUGCCCGCAACCGUACAGGCGUUAUCGAGUAUCGAUUUAGUAUAAUGUGGACCUUAAUAGCCUUGUUAUAGAGUCGUAUAUCUGUCGUACUUAUAUACAUCGACUUCCUUACAGUGAAAUGCAAGCUGUAAUAAUACAACUAAACUUGAAUCUUAGUUUAAGUGCAAUAAGGUCUAUUUUAUGCAAACGUUGCAGUGACUCGAAUCGAUUGUAAGUGCGAAUAUCUAACUUAUUCUUGCAGGUACCAAUGUAAUAGAUUUUUUUUUGUAUACACGCAAUUUUAAGUCUUAUAUAAUAGAAGUUAUAGCAUAUUAUUCUAAGUUUGCAACAUGAAUUUCAAUGUCCAUUUUGCUAAUGCAGUGAAGUAAGUACCUAGUUAAGCCAUUUAUACACACGAGAUGCAUUUUUAUUAAUCUUCCAUAAAUCACAGUAGACCUUCACACAUUUUCAACACCAAUAAUUAUUAUUAAUAAAAUAUAGCCCUUAUGUUAUUUAAAUAGAGUUGUAAUUUGGAUGCAACAUAAAUAACAAACGAUGAUAUAAUAUGUCGCAUUACUAUUUACGACUUUAUGUGCCUGGAAUAAAGUUGAUAUUUACUUGGGUUUACUUACGGGAAGUUUUACCAAAUUAUAGCGCGACUAGUGUGCUCCAUAGAUAUCUAAAUAACAAGGCAAUAGAAAUGGCGGGUACGUGUGUGCCGUCGUACAAAAUAAAUGUUCGUCUUUCAAUUAGCAAUUAUUCUGUUCUAGACACACAGACAAAGAUUACCACAAAGAGUUAUAACUCUACCAGAAUUGUACAUACUACGUCUAUAAUGGAGAAAAUUAGAAAAGCUUUCUCAAAAGUAGACAACAGAUUGGUUCGAAACAAACAAAAAAUAAAUUAACGCUGACUCAAGUCGAUAUCUUGAUUCAAGUCGAUUGAUUGAUCGACUUUGAAUGUCCAAAGGAUUUUAAUCAUUCGUUCGUAAAACUCAAUUUUCAAAGUUCACUUUUUUAAGUUUGUGGAAAAUUUAUUAGAUCUUAAACGAGGCGUUAUCGUCGUUAUCCAGCUAUAUUUUUUGUCUAUAAACUCGCUUAAACCACAUAGGUGCAGCAUGGUAUACAUCUAUGGCUGCUUGUAAGUUACACAGAAAAUGUUACGCUUUAUGGCUUAUACAUAUAUACGUACAGAUAGUAUAAUGAAAUGCUCAUUCGCUAAAAAAAUUUAAUUACCUUUUAUGGUUCAGGAGAUACAGCAAAAACUAAAAAUCAGAAAGCUUAAAAAAUAUUUUAUUUUAAUUUAUUUAUUUAUUAUUUAUAUAUUAAAUUUAAUCACACUUAAGCUUAUAUCUAAGUAGCGUACACAUACAUACACAACUAAAAUAAGUUAUUUAAAAAAAAUCUAUUGAGUUUCCUUCCUACUAAAUACUCUUCUGAGAUUUGGCAUCUAUGUUCUACGCUAUUGUCCUUGACACUACUGUACAAAUAUUUUAAAAAAAUCUAAGUCCUGUCUACUUAUUGUUUAUUCUAGCUUACAGUACGUUUAUUUAUUAAAAAUAUUUAUUUGAUUAUUAAAAUAUUCAGUUUUAGUAGAUAGUACAAUUAAUUACUUUAAGUGUUUUUUUAUUAUUAUUAUUAUUAUUUUAACAAGCAUUUUACCGUAACGAAUUUGAGUGCAUUUUUACUCAUUUUUUUUACAUAAAUAGAAAUAAAAGGCACUUUUAUUUAUUAUUAGAUUAGAUAUAGAUGAAAUACCCAGAGUCCAAGACCGGGUUGUAUUUUUAUUCUGUGAUAUAUGUAGAGGUGUAAAUAAAAAUAUUGCAGUUGUUUGUGUAACUUGAAUUAUUGACAGUUUAAAAUUUUAUUAUCGUGCAAGUUUUUUGUAAAUAAUAGGAAAUUUUCAAAAUUAUUAGCAAUUUAAAUGGUAAUGGGUAACUUUGCUUUGCAAUUAAAUUUUACCAGGGUAUCUAAGCUUUGUAUUCUGUUUAAAUAAUAAAAUUGGUAUUUAUUUUGUUGUAGUAUGUUGUAUUUUGUGGCUAUAACAUUUUUUUUUAAUUUCCCCAUGCGGGAAAGGCAAAGGUCUGUGACCUCAUUACACUUCAUAUACCUUUAAUCAUUUUUUUGAAUACUACGAAAUACUUGUGCUCUUAUUUUUAUUUAUAACAGUUUUUUACAAUUGAAGCAGUUCUUUGUUGCUAGUCUUUUGGUAUGUUUAAAAAACAUAAAACAUUGCAAAGCAACUUUACCGUGUUAAUUAGUAAAUUGCCUAUACUAUUUAAUGAUUAUUGUGGCUGGUUUUAUGAUAUUAAAAUUUUACGGAAUUCAAAUUUAAGAAUUGUCAUUAUAGACUUAUAGUGAUUUAGUUAGCACAGCGAAAAAUGUUUCGAAAUAUAAUUGACAGUUUUUUCAGGAAUUUAUGUUAAUAAUUAAAAGCUUUAAAAAAUAUUUCUCUUUGUUCUUUUGUAUAAAUUAUAGUAUAGUCAUUAGGUAUUAUACUAUAUUUUAAAACGUUUAGAAGUAGUAUGAAUAAUUGUUUCUCAGUACAUUUUAUGAAGUUAAAUGAUUUUUUUGUUUAUAUGUAUAGAACAUAAGCUAUUCUAUGUACAACUUAUACAAUGCACCUAAAUUAUUUUAAUGAGUAUUUUAAUAAGUAAUGUUGAUUUCAAUAUGCACUGCCUAGCACUAGUUUAUAUUUUGGCAGCUAUUUAAUUUUAAUGUUUGAAAAUGUACAUAGUUUUAUCUCUGAUGCAUAAUAAACACGUUCUAAGUUAA